Aplosporella prunicola CBS 121167 is the source of this 1695-nucleotide messenger RNA. RefSeq lists its product as uncharacterized. The coding region runs from base 172 to 1404 and encodes 410 amino acids. Lineage: Eukaryota; Fungi; Ascomycota; Dothideomycetes; Botryosphaeriales; Aplosporellaceae. The transcript has 9 exons. The record is from RefSeq and is a predicted model, not a curated record.
CAUCACGGCAGCCGCGCCUCGCCCCAGCAACCGCAUACCUACCUAGCAAACGUAGCAAAAGCAGCGACCGCGGAUUCCCAUCAGUUUGCAGCAGCUCUAACCCUCGCUCGCGCAUCUUUACCUCACGCCUCACCCACCCACCCAACGUACGCCACUUUGCGGCCGUCCAUAAUGCCAGCACCGGACAGCGGCGUGUUCAGCAAAAUCGUCGACUCCGUCAUCGCCACUCUCGAGCAGCGAAGAGGCAGUGUCGACGAGCACGCGCGCCAGGAAAACGCCGUUUGUGCGGACCAGCGCGCGGGGGAUGCGGAGGAGGAGAGGCGGGUGAGGGCGCUGGAGGAGGAGGAGAGCCGGCGCGUGCAUCAUUGCGAGAACGAGGAUAACUUCCCGUUUACGGCAACUCUACCGGACUUAUUCGUUAAAUUUAUUGCACUCGAGCCCAAGAUAAAUCCAUAUUAUGAAGAGGUAAAGAAGGAAUCCGAGGAGUGGAUGAAGCAGCACCUAUGGAAGGACCUGAACGAGCAAGAGAAGAAGAAGCGUUGUGCAGCUGAUUUCUGCUAUUUCAGCGCUAUCAUAUGCCCGGACGCCAGCAAAGAAAGACUGCGUACUGUGUGUGAUUGGAUUUACUGGGUGUUUGAGUUCGAUGAUCAAUUCGAUGAAGGCGAGCUGGGCAUCAACCGUGAAAAGGGCCUGGCCGAAGUCAGCGGCAUGGUAUCCAUCCUCGAUGAACACGAGAGCAGCCCUUCCGAUAGCGACCGUAGUCCUCUGCAGCAGUUGUUCAAGGACAUCUGGCAAAAAAUUCGCAGCGCAACCGGUGACGGCGCGAGGCGGCGAUACAGCGAAGCCAACGCCCACUUCUGCCGCAGCGUGGCUAAGCUGCAUGACGAGGAGUUUGAGGACAUGGUAGUCAUGGAAAACAUCCGCCGUUACCUCCAAGUGCGCGCCCAAAACAUUGGGCUUUACCCUCUGCUUGCGCUGGAGGAGUACGCCUACGGGUUGAGGCUGCCGCGGGAAGUGUUUGAGAACGAAGCGAUUCAGGAGAUCGAGCGCCUCGUGGCGGAGAUGCUCACCCUGCAGAACGACAUUCUCUCGUACCACCGCGAACAUAGCGUGGGACACGGACAGAACCUGAUAUCCAUCUUCCGGCGGCGGCUAGGACUGUCGCAACAGGCAAGCUACGACAAGGCGGACGAGCAGCUGCACCGGUGUUACCGGCAGUGGUACCUGGCGCAGGCGGCGGUGCCGUCGUGGGGCGAGCGGGUGGAUGUGCAGGUGCAGCAGUACCUUGGGGCGUGUCUGGACGUGCUCAAGGCUAAUGUCCGGUGGAGUUUCCGGUCCCAGCGCUACUUCGGAAAGGACGUGGACCGCGUGCGCGAGACGCGCCAGGUCGCCCUAAUCCCCUGACACGGUAUUGGAUGUUUGCGGACAGCGCGCCCGGUGGUUUGGGGCUUUUAAUUGCACGGCAUUGAGGGGCAUCAGGGGAACUUGGGAAGGCGGGCGCGGAGGUCAUUGGGAUCGGCGGUAAUUGCACUGGCGGGCGGGCGGGAGGUCGACGACUAGGUACGACUAGGUACGACUAGGUACGACUACCUAAGCAAGGCGGCGGCGGGCGGCAGGGCGGGAACGUCAUGGUCCAGCGGUCCAACGCUCAAGGUCCUUCAGCAGUUGUGCAGCGUGCGGCGCGAGAGAAUAUGG